Molecule: messenger RNA, 2690 nt
Organism: Mya arenaria
Lineage: Eukaryota; Metazoa; Mollusca; Bivalvia; Myida; Myidae
Exons: 5
Coding region: 44-688 (214 amino acids)
Source: RefSeq, a predicted model, not a curated record
AGCAAUAACGGAUGUUGAGAACACAAGUGCAUCUGAGAAUAAUAUGCCGUCUCUAGCGGAGUCACGUCGCUCGUUGUUCAACGUUAAGUUGGCAUCAUGGUUCGUACGGCUCAGCGCAAUCUUCUGCAUGAUAACUUUCGCGGUUACUAUGGCAGUCACCGACUUCGAUAUCAUCGUCCCAAUAUCGUUCAUCGUCGGUUGUGCAGCACUGACUCAACCUCUCUUGGCGUCAUGUUGUUAUAACCGAAAUCCCGAGAGUUGUUCUUCUUGGAAACUGACGACCGGCAAGAUCAUUCUUUACAUCUGGCUGUUUUUCGUAAAUAGUGUCUUGAUCGGUUUUACCGGUUAUCUCUUUAUCUCGGCCAUCCCCAACCCCGAGUACUUCUUCACUACUUGGAUCGGUAUCCUCUGCUUCUUUGUCUUCUUGAUCAGCAUGGUCCUGACCGUGGUCAACAUAUACACAUUCUGUGUACUCCACAAAAACGGCUGCUGUUUCAUGAACUCCCUCAAUAGAGAUGUUUUGAACGUGGAUCCAGAGGCAACACCAGUGGCUAUUAUUAUGCCGACAAAGACAGUGACAUUUGGCCGUAAACCGGAACUGGAUGGGGCUACCUCCGGUAGCGAGUACCCCGAGCCUCCGCCUCCUUACCAGGAACAGUGUCCGCCAUAUGUGGAGAACAAAACAUAAACGUGUUAGUUACAAUGUACGUUUUACAAAAACGAAGGUAAAUAACAUUUUCCCUACGCCUACGUAGCAUGGCAGACAUGUUGGGACCCAAUUGUCCACGGUCAUCGUCCGCGUUGCCAUCCGAUUCCAAGACAUAACAUUUUAAUUUCCGACAUAUAUACUUGAUGUUCAUGUGCUAAUUGGCAAAUAACUAAAGUUUGUUUAAACAACUUCAAUACCGCAUCACUAAGUCCAAGCAGGCGAUAUAUUCAAUUUGCGGAAUGCGUGUUGUUGUGUUUUUGUGCGAGAACCACUAUAUCGUUUAACCUUGAAAUAUUGACAGUUCAUUGUCAAAAUUGAAAAUAGAAUAAUUAAUGCACAGUAUGUAACUCAAUAGCCUCGAGAUGUCAGUGCUUUACGCGAAAUUAGUGUUUAAAAUUCAGCCGCGGUGUGCUUUUUUUUUUUUUUUUAUCUUUGUCUGGUUAUUAUUUAAGGAAUAAAUUGCGGGGUUGAUGUCAUUAUCGGGGUAUGAACGCGUUUGGGUUGGUCAAUGUGUGUGGAGUCCGAAGGACUCCACGCGUACUUUGACCAACCCAAUUGCGUUCAUAUCCCCGAUAAUGACACCAACCCCGUAAUUCAUUCCUUAUAUUUACACCAAUAGUUCAUUAUUUCAUUCAAGAAUUGUUAAAAAAAUACUUCAUUUCAUUUAAGAAAACCUUUCAGUAACCCGUUCUUACCCAUUCGGUAAAUAGAACGACCCGACUAUAACCGGAAACAUUUUUUUCAAAUGACGUCACAAUAACGCGGGAAAAGAUCAACCACUUGAAAUCACUUUAAAACGUAAAAUUGAAGCACUUCUGGUACCAAUAUAUUUUAAAUAUAAUAAACUAACACUUUUAAAAAUGUUGAUCUAUAUUUUACGGGACCUGCAGACACAAUACAACCAAUAACAAGAUCAAUAGCUUUCAUGUAUAUUGUUAUGCAAUGAAUUACGACCCGAACAUAUCCGAAGAUGUUGCGUUCAUCGAUUGAUGAACGCAAUUGCCGAAAGGCAGUUCAUUUAAGGAAUGGAAGUUGAGGUGUAAAUAUUAUAUUUUGUCGAAUGAAAAGGCAUUCUCAUGCUUUCCAAUACAUGUAUUUCAGUAAAUAUGAAACUGCAGUCAGCCGUGAUUGAUUUUAAUCGGGGGGAAUUGGUAGAUAUAAACAGUGACUGUCCCAGUUAGUGGCUAGUUUACACUCUAUAAUAUAGACUACUUAAACACAUUAAGAUUGUUAGAACGUACAAACACGAAUUAAAUUGUUACACCACUGCAUCGCAUCAUAUUAUUUCAUUACCCUAACAAUCUCCAACUAUUACUUAUUAAUUGAUAUCGAUAUCUAGUCUCAGUUGUUAAAAUGUCUAUGGAAUUGCCAUUACGAGUACACCUUUCCUUGAAAGAAAGCGAAUAAAAACGUGAUCAUCGAUUCACUCUUCGGUAUUGAAAUACUACCAAAUUACAUCUGCAGUUGUUAAGCCAUUUCAUUAGUUAAGAGCCUAAGUCAUGUUUUGGCACGACAAAUGAUUUUCCCGGGAAUGCAUCUGAACACACUUAUAUCAAAAAUAUUUUGCGUUUUGAUACCGAAAUUAUAGAGGUAUAUCAACAUUUGUUGAAUGUUCCAGCCAUCUGUAUCUUAGUUUUAAUACCCCUAAUGAUUUGCUAGUCUUUAUUUCGCAAUAGAAAACAAAAACCGUAAGAAGUGCAAUUUAUUAACCAUGAACGAGCCUUUUAAGCCAUUACCAUUAAAUGCAGAAAAUAAAUAAAGCAUCUCCACCGAAGUUAAAUAUAUAAACAUCGAUGCAGCGUAAAGAACCGCCAUGUCGCGGCAAUCAAUCCUCUACCAUAAUGGCUGUUCAAUAAUGCAAAAGUUACACAUAUCGACCGAUCUGAGGGAAAAUUUCUUUGAAAUUUAGUUAUGUGGACCCUAAACAGUCGAUUAACUUGACUUUAAUACUGUUUUAAAUGAUAUGAGUGUAACAUUUUUU